Molecule: messenger RNA, 1650 nt
Organism: Mycotypha africana
Lineage: Eukaryota; Fungi; Mucoromycota; Mucoromycetes; Mucorales; Mycotyphaceae
Product: sphingosine-1-phosphate lyase
Exons: 5
Coding region: 1-1650 (549 amino acids)
Biological process (GO): sphingolipid catabolic process; carboxylic acid metabolic process
Cellular component (GO): endoplasmic reticulum
Molecular function (GO): sphinganine-1-phosphate aldolase activity; pyridoxal phosphate binding
Source: RefSeq, a predicted model, not a curated record
AUGCAACGUAUUUCUAACAAGCCGCAAGCAUUAGUUAGGUUUGCACAUAUCACAAAUGAUGUGUUGGAUCAUCGCUAUGUUAAAUAUUUGAAGAAUAUUGUAUUCAUCCUUGUCUUAUUAAAUUAUUGGUCGAAAGUCUAUAAUAAAGUGCUGGUUGGCGGCCCUGUCAGAGCUUACCAUGAUUUGAAAGCACACAUAUUUAAGCUUGUCUUCAAACAAUUACGCCGCUUACCAAGUGUCAAAGCGAAGAUUGACAAAGAAUUAGAAAACACUUUAGCAGGGAUGGAAAAAGAUAUUAUGUCAAAGGAGACCGGACUUGAUAGUCAUCUUACCUUACCUUCAAAAGGUCUUACUGAAGAACAAGUCAUGGAAAAUCUCCAUAGACUAGCAGAUUUGAAAGCAGCAGAUUGGGCUGGAGGCAAAGUAUCUGGCUCCAUUUAUCAUGGUGGUGAAGAUUUAACACGUAUUUUGGCCGAAGCUUACAAAAUUUUUGCUGUUGCCAACCCACUUCAUCCGGACAUUUUCCCUGGUAUUCGUCGUAUGGAAGCAGAAUCUGUCGCAAUGGUAUUAAAUAUGUAUCAUGCUCCAUCUACUGGCUGUGGUACAAUGACAAGUGGAGGAACAGAAAGUAUUCUAAUGGCCUGUAAAGCUUAUCGCGACAUGUAUCAAGAUCUGAAGGGUAUUGAGUACCCUGAAAUGGUAGUGCCUGAUACAAUUCACGCAGCUUUUAUGAAGGCCUCAAAUUAUUUUAAAAUCAAAUUAGUUACUGUUCCUAUCGAUCCUGUCACUUUGAAGGUGGAUAUCAAGAAGGUUGAGAGGGCAAUUACAAAAAAUACGAUAAUGAUUGCUGGCUCAGCCGUCAACUUCCCUCAUGGCAUUGCUGACGAUAUCAAGGCUUUAGGUCAAUUAGCAAAGAAAUAUGACAUCGGAUGUCAUGUUGAUUGUUGCCUCGGUAGCUUCAUCAUGCCCUUCCUGGAAAAAGCAGGAUUCCCUACAACUGACUUUGACUUCAGAGUUGAAGGUGUCACAUCCAUUUCUUGUGACACACAUAAAUACGGUUUUGCUGCCAAAGGUUCCUCUAUCAUCAUGUAUCGCAAUGCGAAGAUUCGCAAGUACCAAUAUUUCCUUUAUUCACAAUGGACGGGUGGUAUAUACGCCUCACCUAGUAUUGCCGGUUCACGUCCUGGAGCUUUGAUUGCGGGUUGCUGGUCUGCUUUGAUGCAUUUGGGCGAAGAUGGCUAUUUGGAUACAUGUAGAAAGAUCAUUGGUGCUCGUCGUACUAUGGAAGCAGCUGUGCGUUCUAUUCCCCAAUUGCACGUGAAGGGAGAUCCUAUUGGACCUGUGCUGGCGUUUGGUGCCAAUGACCCGCUCAAUAUUUAUGAUGUGGGUGACAAAUUGUCAGCUCGAGGCUGGAGUUUGAGCGCUUUGCAGAAUCCCCCGGGCAUUCAUGUGUCAGUUACUUUGCCUUGGGUAAAUAGUGCCGAUCAGUUUGUAAAAGAUCUUAAAGAAAGUGUGCAGGAGCUUUUAGAUGAUCCAUCUUCUGGUAAUGGAUCUACAGCGGCUAUUUACGGCACAGCAGCUACAGUUCCUGAUAAGACAAUAAUUGAUGAUGUCGCUGCAGGAUUUUUGGAUCUUCUGUACAAGGCAUAA